This is a messenger RNA of Enterobius vermicularis (human pinworm), 423 nucleotides long. The record is from the annotation of a GenBank genome assembly. NCBI's taxonomy places the organism in Eukaryota, Metazoa, Nematoda, Chromadorea, Rhabditida, Oxyuridae.
AUGACGCCAAAGGACUUGAGGAAGGAAACUACUCAAGAAAGGGAAAAAGGAAAACCUGAAUUAUUUCAGAUUUACUUUCUGGGCGCGUAUCUGGUGACAGACCGUCAAAUAAAAAUACCGUUGCUAACAGACUGCUAUUACCUUCCAAAACUAUUCCUUCAAAUCGAAGGUCAGAAAGCAAUUCCUUUGAAGCUUUCUCAGUUGCAAAAAUGUGAAGACGUUUAUGACAAACUGUGCACAUAUGAGGGAAAAUAUGGAACUGCCGAUUACAUAACACCUAUUCCAACGUCUAUGAUUUUGAACGGAACGUUGAAGCUAUACGUCUUCCUCAAAACUGAUCCAGGGAGGAGAGAAGUGUUGAAUGUCAUUGACCUGAGGGUAGUGCAGCGAGAGAAGAAACCGCACAGAUUGGCUGUUUGUACA